CGGACCCGUUAGCUGCUCUGCUAAAGUGCUAGUUCCGCAGCGCAGCCUGUGUAGACGUGUACAACAUGUUAAUGAGCUGCUACAGUUCUAAUUAACAGUCUGUUUUAUACAUUUCAAAGUGUUUCGGCUGUGUCUGUGCGUGCGGCGCUGUAACGAUGCCGUGGAGGUGCUGUGUUCCUGGGUGUAAAGGCUACGACGAGGCGAAGUCAAUGGGGGUUGUGUUUCACGGUUUGCCGACGAGGGACCCGCCGCGCUGCAGAACAUGGCUGAAAGCGAUACAAAACCCCAGAUUAGACGAAAACACACCGGUUUCCAAGUACAGCGGCGUGCGGGUUUGCAGCCUGCACUUCAAACCGGAGGACUACGAAGAAGACUUCCGAGCUAAGAUACUGAACAUUGCGCCCAAACCGAUGCUGAAGAGCGGCGCAGUGCCGUCAGUGUUCCCCGGGAGGCAGCACGGGGAGCCCGGCAGCACAGAGGCAUCUCCUCCGGCUCCGAAGAGGAGCAGAACACAGGCGGCCUGCGUAGCUGCAGGGAGCUCCUCGCAGUCCCCUCCAGCAGCAGCGUCAGAUCAGAGUUUCUGCAUCGUGGUGUCGGUCGACCCCCUGGACGACAGCUUCCAGUCGGAACCGGAGUUCAACUCCAUAACGACAUCCGACGAGUCCGAUGAAGACAUCGACAAGGACUGCACAGUUGUUUACAACCGCAGCCUGAUGGAGUUGUUCAGAAUGUGUCAGACGUGCGGGCAGCCCAUCGUUGAGAAGGAGGUUUUCCACUCGGGUGCACAGAUGAGGGUGAGGUGGAGCUGUCACGGCGGACAUUCUGGUACAUGGAAGUCCUCGCCUCACCUGAGAGACGUGCUUCCAUAAAGUCCCCCUGCUGUUCUUUUCCCUGGACCAACAUUCACAGACUCGUGAGAAGAACGUUUUUUUUCUUAAAGCCUAUUUUAAGGGAGGUGAUUGGCUCCGAGGAUCUGCCGGCAGCUGGAGGGCACGUUGAACCACAUCUGAUGGAUGCUGCCACCGGACCUUCAUGCAGGAUUCCACAGAGGAAAGCGGUGCAGGUCAAGGGUUUGUGUCCCACUGUGAGACCCGGGUCCAGUGUUAUGCUGCUGUGGAGCCAAUGAGAGGACUCCCUGAGCAGGGACUUAAAGCUGACGUGGUUGUCCCAACAUACAGCGCACCAUGAAGAAUGACCCCGUCGUACAACACCAAGAUCACACCUGGCACACAGCGCGAGGUCAGUAGAGCUUAUACAGACACAAAGUAGAAGAGCUGCAUGCUGGUUCACACCGAGGCUCCACCAAACACCUGCAGAAGAUCGACCCCCCCCUUCAACGUUGCAUCCUGCCCUGAUACUUCAGUUCAGAUUAAAGUCAGGCCUGUGGGGGUGGUGGCGUGUUGUUUAAGGUAGCACUGAGGCAUGACUCUGAACCAGGAAGUCCUGUUUGAGGAACAGAUUCCUGUGUUUGAAGGUUCACCAGAAACCAAAACACUGCACAGCUUUUUUAUUCUCUCAGAGGAUUUUAAAUGUUAUAAUGGCACCAACUAUUUUAUCUUUACAUACAACGAUCUCCAGGUAAACUGAAGAAAAGCAGCACUGGUGUUACAAAGGGGGCGUGCACAUAUUUGAUUGGCCGGAUGAUAAAUUAACCAGGUUGAGCUUUGUCGUCAGACAAUCCUGCAUGUGUUUGUCUGAUCCACCUGAGGAGGCUGCGUUUCUGUAAUCAGGACACAUUUCUCCUGCAGAGCACAGGUCUCUGUGUGAGCAUGUGCAGGACGACGGACAGCGAACGUCGCGUCUCCUCAGGAAGUUUAAAUAAGUUGCUUUUCUGCUGCUGAACACUCGACUGUCUCCAUCAGACGCUCAGGCUGCGAGGAUAAACUCAACACAAAGGCAGGAAGUAGCUUUCAAAAUAAAGUCAGAGAUAGAGCAGAAGUCUGAUGACUGACCUGCAGUGUGUUUCGGUCACAGUCAGCAGGUUAUUGUUUCUGUGUAUUCGAACACAGACUACACAGCUCUGUGUUUAGGGUUUAUGUGUUUUUACCUCAGUUUAUGGGACAGCUGCCUCGGUGG
This is a messenger RNA of Chelmon rostratus (copperband butterflyfish), 2076 nucleotides long. RefSeq lists its product as uncharacterized. The transcript has 2 exons. The coding region runs from base 156 to 869 and encodes 237 amino acids. Lineage: Eukaryota; Metazoa; Chordata; Actinopteri; Chaetodontiformes; Chaetodontidae. The record is from RefSeq and is a predicted model, not a curated record.